AUGGAGAUCCGGUCUGAUGAGCAAGUCAAAGAUGAACAAAAGAAGCACAAAGAAUAUGUGAGUCGGCAAGACCGAGAUAAGGCUGAGCAACUGAUUUAUUUAAGUCACAGACUUCAAGAUGUGGACCGGCAUUAUGAGGCCAGCAAGGAAGAAGCCAUUCGGCUCAAAACUGAAAUUGAAAAAUUAAAGGCAGAAAAGCUUGAGUUGCAUGAUAAAUUAUCUGAAACACAAUAUUCUUAUGCAACGUUAUUGGACGAUCAUGAAAAACAACAAAAUCAGAUGCUUACCCAAGCUCAAGAUUUUGAACAGGAAAGACAAGCAACUGCUCAGCUUUUAGAUGAAUUAGGAAAGGAAUUAGAAGAUCUUCGAAGAUAUAAAAUCGAAACAGAACACAUCAGAAAAACACAACAGAAAAAUGCAACAGAAUUGCCAGACAAAUGUCGAGAACUGGAAGAUGAGGUUCAAAAAUUACGAGAGGAGAACCGUAAUUUGCGUGAUUCCAACGAUGACUUAAAUGUCCAGCUGCUGAGCCGCUGCAUGGAGGAGGGUCGACGCUUGCUUAAAUACAAUGGCGCCAUUUCUUUGGCCGAUGAGAUUGAUCAUCUCACAAAGGAGGAGUUAAUGGAAGCAUUGAAAGAACAGCAGGACGUUAAUGAUCGUCUGAAGAAAUAUGUAGACAAGAUUAUCCUGAAAAUUUUGGAGAAGAACCCGUCCUUACUGGAAAUCAACCAUUGA
This is a messenger RNA of Acanthosepion pharaonis, 735 nucleotides long. Lineage: Eukaryota; Metazoa; Mollusca; Cephalopoda; Sepiida; Sepiidae. The record is from the annotation of a GenBank genome assembly.